AUGGAUUUAGGUUUUGUUUUCACAGAAGAAGACUUGAAUUCGGAGUUGCCGGAGAUUCUUCCCGGCUUGAGGACAUUUCUCUGCCGGGAAGAAUAUAGUAAGACAGAGUCGUUGGUUCCUAGACCAUAUUUGUCGGAGGCAUGGGAAUAUCAGUGUGAUAAACGGGGAGCACGCAGAGAGAAAGAUUCAAUGGUCAUAGAUUUUAGAAUGGCUAAGUUAUGUGGUGAGAUGAACAUGAAGGACAGUCUUAAAUGGUGGGCUCCUUGUGUAGCUUCCAAUCUCAAAUGA
Messenger RNA from Arabis nemorensis, 288 nucleotides. The record is from the annotation of a GenBank genome assembly. NCBI's taxonomy places the organism in Eukaryota, Viridiplantae, Streptophyta, Magnoliopsida, Brassicales, Brassicaceae.